Messenger RNA from Spea bombifrons (plains spadefoot toad), 1632 nucleotides. It is a transcript of the gene POLD2, whose product is annotated as DNA polymerase delta 2, accessory subunit. The record is from RefSeq and is a predicted model, not a curated record. Gene Ontology annotation, molecular function: DNA binding. Gene Ontology annotation, biological process: DNA replication; DNA strand elongation involved in DNA replication. The transcript has 11 exons. The coding region runs from base 71 to 1462 and encodes 463 amino acids. Gene Ontology annotation, cellular component: delta DNA polymerase complex. Lineage: Eukaryota; Metazoa; Chordata; Amphibia; Anura; Pelobatidae.
ACUCGGCGGGACGGCCGAAAGAAGAGGACCCUGUGGCGGGAGUUAGCGAUUGAGAGGUACGGGUGUUAAUAUGUUUACAGAUCUAGCUGUGUCCGAGGGUCCUGGCCUCCUGGUGCCGCCAUCAGAAACUACUGCCACUUUCAACCGUGUGACUAACAACCACUACUCCAACCAGUCUUCGGUCUUCAGGCUCGGGGAGCGGACGUUCACUCGCCAGUAUGCCCACAUCUAUGCCACCCGUCUGCUGCAGAUGAGAUCCCUCCUGAUAGAACGGGCAAAGAAAAAAUGGGGUGACGACAUAACUGUGCGGAAACUGUGUGAGCUGCAGGGCGCUGAGAGGUGUUGCGUGGUGGGAACACUAUUCAAAUCCAUGGAGCUUCAGCCUUCAAUCCUACGGGAGAUCAGCGAAGAGCACAAUCUUCUGCCCCAGCCUCCAAGGCCCAAGUACAUCAGCGAGUCUGACGAGCUAAUCCUGGAGGAUGAGUUACAGAGGAUUAAGCUGGAGGGGGCCACUGAUGUACAGAAGCUUGUUACAGGUGCGGUAAUUGCCGUUCUUGGGGCCGAGGGAGAUGCCGGUAAAUUUGUGGUGGAGGAUUUUUGCGUGGCCUCCCUUCCCCCACAGCCUCGCCUGCCAAAUCUGGGUGAGGACCGGUAUGUGUUGCUGACCUCUGGUCUGGGCCUGGGAGGAGGCAGUGGGGAUAGUCUUAUGGGGCUUCAGCUUCUUCUGGAUCUGGUGACUGGUCAGGCAGGGGCAGAACAGGAACAAGGCUGUGCGGCCCGGAUAUCGCGUGUCAUACUGGCUGGAAACCUGCUGAGCGAGAACACGCAGGGCAAGGACUCCUUAAACAAGGCUAAAUAUCUCAGCAAAAAGACCCAGGCGGCUAGUGUGGAAGCGGUGAAGAUGUUGGAUGAGAUCCUUCUUCAGUUGAGUACUUCUGUGUUUGUGGAUGUGAUGCCUGGUGCUUUUGACCCCACAAACUACGUCCUUCCACAACAGCCUCUUCAUCGGUGUAUGUUCCCGCAGUCGGCUCCGUACCCCACCCUUCAGCUAGUGACAAACCCAUACGAGGCGGAUGUGGAUGGUGUCAGGUUUCUGGGAACAUCAGGUCAAAAUGUAAGCGACAUUUACAAAUAUAGCAGUAUGCAGGAUUACCUGGAGAUACUGGAGUGGACGCUACAUGUAGGACACCUGUGUCCUACAGCCCCGGACACUCUGGGUUGCUACCCUUUCUACAAGGAAGACCCCUUCAUUCUGCACACCUGUCCACACGUGUAUUUUUGUGGAAGUGCCCCCAGUUUCAGCUGCAAAGAGGUCACAGGUCCCGAGGGCCAGCGUGUGCUUCUAGUCACUAUCCCGGAGUUCAGCAGUACACAGACGGCUUGCCUGGUUAACCUGCGAACCUUACAGUGCCAGCCAAUCAGCUUCUCUGGUUUCAGCGCCGACGAGGAGUCUUUUGAAUGAAGUAGCGCCUGCUUCCCGUGGAGCGAUUAGAGCUGCCCUGUAAGGCUUAAAGGACUGAGGUGAACGGAGCUACGCUCUGUGGUUGUAUAAGUAACGGGAGGUGUGCUCGUAAGGUCAAUGUUUGCGUUAAAGGCAAAUUGUCAUAAAAAAUUAAAUGUGAUUUAUUUUUA